Mastomys coucha (southern multimammate mouse) is the source of this 1513-nucleotide messenger RNA. RefSeq names its product 17-beta-hydroxysteroid dehydrogenase type 6. The transcript is spliced from 4 exons. NCBI's taxonomy places the organism in Eukaryota, Metazoa, Chordata, Mammalia, Rodentia, Muridae. The record is from RefSeq and is a predicted model, not a curated record. Gene Ontology annotation, molecular function: oxidoreductase activity. Bases 1 to 951 code for a protein of 316 amino acids.
AUGUGGUUCUACCUGGUGACUCUCGUGGGCCUUUACCAUCUUCUGCGUUGGUAUCGUGAGAGGCAGGUGGUGAGCCACCUCCAAGACAAGUAUGUCUUCAUCACGGGCUGUGACUCGGGCUUUGGGAACCUGCUGGCCAGACAGCUGGACAGGAGAGGCAUGCGGGUGCUGGCUGCAUGUCUGACAGAGAAGGGAGCAGAGGAGCUGAGGAGAAAGACAUCUGACAGGCUGGAGACAGUGAUCCUGGAUGUCACCAAGACAGAGAGUAUUGUGGCAGCCACUCAGUGGGUGAAGGAGCGUGUUGGGGACAAAGGACUCUGGGGCCUGGUCAACAAUGCUGGCAUCUGUGUCUUUGCUGUCAAUGAGUGGCUGAAGAAGCAGGACUUUGCAAGUGUACUGGAUGUGAACCUGUUGGGCAUGAUCGACGUGACUCUGAACAUGCUGCCCUUAGUGAGGAAGGCGAGGGGCCGAGUGGUCAACGUUUCCAGCGCCAUGGGCCGAGUUUCUUUUGUUGGUGGUGGUUACUGCAUCUCUAAGUAUGGUGUAGAGGUCUUCUCAGACUUGCUCAGGAGGGAGAUCUCUUAUUUUGGGGUGAAGGUGGCUAUCAUAGAGCCUGGGGGGUUCAAGACCAAUCUCUCCAACAUGGAGAGGCUAUCACACAACCUAGAGAAGGUGUGGGACCAGACCACCUCCGAGAUCAAGGAGAUCUAUGGCAAGAAGUUUCUGGACUCCUAUGUGAAAACACUGAACGCACUGUCGAACACAUGCUCAAGGGACCUGUCUUUGGUGACUGACUGCAUGGAGCAUGCUCUGACUGCCUGUCACCCUCGCACCCGAUACUCAGCUGGCUGGGAUGCCAAGCUCUUCUACCUCCCCUUGAGCUACCUGCCCACCUUCCUGGCAGAUGCCAUAUUCUUCUGGACCUCUAUAAAGCCCGCCAAAGCCCUGUGAAUUCGCACGUGUGUGCAGACUUGUGGCAGGUGGAGGAAGAUAACGACAAGGGGCACCUUGUUCAUCAGACUCAUUAAAAUAAUUCUGCUCCCAUACUACUCAGAACCAGUAAAGUUCAGAGGAAAGAGCCAAGGAAUUCUGUCAAGGGGUACCGAUACAAAGGGGCUGGCAAUGUCCUGUGAAUUAGGCAGUUUCCCUGGGCUUCAUCAUGGCCUAUUGUGAGAAUCCACAGACCUGCAGAGAUUGUAAACACCUAGAACGCUAGAACGUGCUUUGCUUUUGGCCCCUUCCUCAUGGUACACAUGAGCCUGGCUACUCAUGCCAUCGUUCUAAAGAAUCCACUUCAUAAUCACCUUUCUCCAUGGUGUCAGGUGGGAGGGCCACCACCGGUACUCCACACCUUAAUGCCAAGUCAGCAGGCUGUGGUUAGGAGGUUGUUUUGCUGGUGGGACAGAAUCUGGCUAAGAUAGAAAACAACAGCAACAACAACAAUUUUUAUAUGUCUCAAAACCGUGGCUUUCUUUGGAUUCUUUUAGUUUCAGAAUAAAAGUUGAAACGAUUA